This is a messenger RNA of Oncorhynchus kisutch (coho salmon), 3475 nucleotides long. Its product is annotated as F-box only protein 40. Gene Ontology annotation, cellular component: cytoplasm. The transcript has 9 exons. Gene Ontology annotation, molecular function: ubiquitin protein ligase activity; zinc ion binding; protein binding. The record is from RefSeq and is a predicted model, not a curated record. The coding region runs from base 116 to 2401 and encodes 761 amino acids. NCBI's taxonomy places the organism in Eukaryota, Metazoa, Chordata, Actinopteri, Salmoniformes, Salmonidae.
CUAACACAUGAUCUUCAGAAGGGACAGAUACCAUGCAGUAGUACUGUAGCGGCACAAGGGAAAUGGUUUACUUCAGGGAUUUCAGUUGAACAAUGUUGAACUGAAGAAUAAGAACAUGAGACGUCAUUCCCUUUUCUCUCGUCCCCCCCGUCCUGCCGGUCAUCGCCACUGUGACAGCUGCUACAGCCGGCGGUGUAAGGCCCCCGUGGAGAUCUCCGUGUCUUGUGUGCUCAUCCCCUGCCGCCUUUUGUGUGGAGCCCUGUUCCACAUGUGCAAAGAGGAGGAGCAUGCGCUCCUCUGCCCCAAUGAGAAUGUGCCAUGCCUCAACGCCGCCUUCGGCUGUCCAAUCAUCAUGCCCCGUUCCUGGCAGGCGGGCCACCUGCAGGUCUGUCCCGCCAGUGUGGUGUGCUGCUCAAUGGAGUGGAUCCGCUGGCCAGCCGAUGAAGCCUACGCAAACACACACCCCGACAUCCACGCACACACACACACCCUGCAUGAGAACCUGCUGAAGGAGCAGAAGGCAGGAGAACAGUUGGACCUGGCCAUGGCCCUGGAUGAUCAGAGACACCUGUACGCCCGUAUGAAGAUGAAGACUCUCUACCCAGAGAUGAUAGUGAAGGUGGAGGGAGAGGAAGAGGAGAAGAAAGAAGAUAAGAAAAAGGAGAAGACAGAAGACUGGGCCACAGUGCGUCUAUGUAAUGGGGCUUCUACCCUCUGUACGGCUGCUGAUGAUGGCGUUCCAGAAACAGCCGUGACAGACCUUUCAGACUUUUCUUUGGAGAAGGAGGAGGGAGAUGUGGGUAUGGAGGAACCUGGGGGAGACAUCAGCUCUGACAGAUACAACAGGUAUGAGAGGAUGUUCAAUAUGGAUAAAGGAGGCUGUAAUGUGGACACCAAAAACAGCCUGGGCAGAGAAGGGAAGGAGUGGAAACAUUGGAUGGAGUUGGAGCAGCAGUCGUGCAAAGAGAAGAAGGAGAGAAGAGAUGCAGAAGAGUUGAUGGGCGCUCUGCAAGCUACAGGAGCUCCAGAGGGACCAAGGGGGACCGAGGCCAACCGUAAUGCCACAGGGAUUACAGGUAUGGCCCCGUGGCAGGAUGGGGUCCUGCAGCGCAUGGCCAAGGAGGUCACCCCCCAGGAAUUCAACAUGUACCUGGUGCACCACGGACGCAUGCUGCUCACCUUUGGCCAGAUGGAUGCCUGCACGCCACGGGAAAAAGACUUUGUCUACGGAAACAUAGAGCCCAUCCCUGUUCAGACACUGUACUCCUUCAAGGUUCCUGUCAGCUACCGUGAGAAGCAGCGUAGUGUCCACUACUAUGACGCAUCAGCCCGUGCUGAGAGUACCUGGGCAUGUGUGGAUACGUCUGACCUGGGGGCAUUAAAGGAGUCCUGGUGGACGGACGAGGCUGACAGCACACUACUGGGAUACGCAGAGAGAGAGGUCAUGGGGCAUCAGAUCAGUGAGGAGCGUGGACAGGACGGGCUUUAUGUGGACAUGGGGAUGCAGACCCACUCCUUCAAGACGGCACCGUUCAGACGAGACACGACGUUAGCAGACCUGACAAGGGACAGGCCUCUGAAGCUCCGCCUCCAGCUGCAUGCGGACAGCACCUCCAGCCGACACAACAAGGCUAGCUCUGCCUUCACCUUCCUCUGUGGACACUCCUUCCAACGAAGGGAAUUCCCCAAACACUUCAGGAACGUGCACACAGACAUUCAGACGUGUGCUAGUGGCUGGUUUGAGCAGAGGUGUCCCCUGGCCUACCUGGGCUGCACCUACAGCCAGAGAAGGUUAGAGCCUUUCAAACAACCUGCCACGGUCACCUACAACCAGGAACUGAGCAUCUUCAACCUCCGACCCACCGUCCCAGCUUCUCAAUGGGAGGGACCAGAGCCCCUUAAAUCCUCCAAGUCGCAGUCUGCUCCAGAACCUGUCGGAACCCCCAGGAGGAGGCGGUCGAGGGGAGAAGGGGACUGCGAUUCUCUGAGUGCUUUGCCAUCCGAGGUGCUGUGCCACAUGGCCAGCUUCCUGGACAGCCUGUCCCUGUCCCAACUGGCCCUUGUGUCCCGCCUCAUGAGAGAGGUAUGUUCCUCUCUGCUGCAGGACAGGGGGAUGGUGUCCCUCCUCUGGGAAAAGAAGACCUACAAGUCUGGUGUGGCCAAAUGGAAGGCCAAAACGGUGUGGGAGUUCAGUCAUCUGUUCUCUACAGUAGAUUUGUGGCGUUUUAUAGACAACGUGCCGUCCAUGUCGGAGCACCUGAAGGUUUGUCCCUACUACCAGACCUGGGUACCACCCCAGCCGGUGGCCCUGCCCAGCAUGAGUCACCUACAGGGUGGAACACAGGAGCAGGACAACCAGCAGAGACAGAGCCUGGUUGCUCAGUUCAUGGGCAACAGAUAGCAGGGAAAAAUAGUAUUCUGAUGAUCCUACCUGACAGUCAGUGCUGGCUGGUGGCACUUCAAAUCUGAGGAUGUGCUGACAGUAAUGGCUGGAAUGGAAUAAACGGAAUGGUUUCCAUGUGUUUGACACAAUUCCAUCAACUCCAUUCAAGCCAUUAUUAUGAGCCAGCCUCCCCUCACCCGCCUCCUCUGCUGACAGUCCACCCUUGAAGCAUGAAUAGAACAAAUAGAACAAACUAUGUGCCAGACAUUUUCAACUACAGAGAAUUCAGUUAAAAAGUGUGUGUUAAUUACUAAAACCUUUAUUACUUAAGGGUUACUUGCUAUCUCACAGUUGGAUUUACCAGAAUCUCGAAGCAGCUCGAAGAACCAAUCACACACGUCUGUAGGAGACAGACAGGUCGAGUGACUACCUCCCCUCAUACUAAAGAGCCAUUUUCGUCAUCUCUGAUCAUUCUCGAGCAUGCCGAACUUCCUCACACUCUUGCAAGUAGGGGAAUGUGGUGAGAUAUCCCACUCAUAAUAUCAGAGAACCUGGGUAACGCAAGUAACCUUAAGUUAUUUUUCAAUAAUUUGUUUCAAUAUCUCACAAAAGUCACAAUAUCCAAGGUGAGACAAUUGUAUUGCCGCUGACCUUAUGCAUAAAGGCAGGGUUGGAUAAGAAGGUAACCUGGGCAAACUGUAGGCACAAAUGGUGAACUGGCAGUGCAUCUAGUUCACUCACUCACUUUGCCAACAUAAGGGCACCAGUGAAGCAGUCUUAAAGGGGGCUUAUUUUCAUCAUGUCUGAGGCAUUUAUAGGAGAGUGUGAUGCGUUUCACACAUAAUUGCCCAAGAGGAAGGCAGGUCAGGUCUUAGCGCAAUGAAUGAUACACCCUAUAAUGGCUUUCGGUGAUUGAUGAGGGGAGUUGGGGGGGGAUCUAAAAAUACAUGAAGUCCUGCUUUGUGGCAUUUCGUGAAGGCUCUAUGUUAUACUGAUCAAACUAUAUGUGAAUGACACAAAUAUUAAUUUCCACAUAGUUUGCUGCUUCAGUGUCUUUAGAUAUUUUUUGUCAGAUGUUACUAUGGAAUACUG